GCCCGUCUUUAACAGAUUCUAGCGCGCUACAGAAUCUCUGGAGCGCGUGCCAGUGUGCGCGCGAGCGUCAGUUGAUUUUCCCUAAAAACCAUCACGCGUACAAAAGCCGUUCUCCGCCAGUAACGCGUGCCAACGAUUGGCAGAUCAUUUCCAGCAUUUAGCAAAUGAAACCACGUGCAAGCAUCUGCUCGCUCCAAUCAAUUGAUGUAAACUGAGCGAAGCGGACCUUUGUGGGAGCAAUCGCGUUUCAGUGGCGCGGAGGUAGAUCUCUAUUAGUGAGUGUGGAGCCCAUUGAAUUUGUUGAAAGGGAAAAAUACGGUCAUUUAAAGAGUGUGGAAACGGAUAUUACCGGGUGCGCCUAAUUAAUCAGCCGUUGUAUACGAAUUUGGCAAGCUAACGGAUUAGACUGUGCAUAGUCAAUAGUGUUUUAUAUGCCAAAUAGCCUAUUUUUACCUGGAUGCAUGGAGUAUUAUGCGAUUUCUUUUCUCGUUGGAGUGUAAUCACGCAUGGUCGAUAUUUUUGCUAAUCAUUGGAGACGUCCACUCAAUCCUUUCACCUUUUUAUGACUUGUGACUCAAUGAAAACUAUAUUUUGAAACUGUCAUUUUUUUCUAGACCACCCAGGACGAUUGGGGACUUAAUUCGCCUCCGAAUCACCAAUGCCACAAAACUGCGUCUUUUUUUCUACGAACCGAGAAGAGCUGUAAAGAAGCGCAAGACCCCAUCUCUGUGAACACUGCGCGUGCUGCAUCAUCUCAUUCAGUUUGCUGUCAGCCAAGAGAGCGGCAUCAAUAACUUUGAACGGUUAUUGUGUCACAUUUCUUUCGGUUUCCGCGUCAUUUUCCACAGACUGGAAGCGGGCAGCUGUUGCAACACACGCAGUGAAAACCCAAGACUAGCAAAGGAAACCAGAAGCCAAGACGAAGAGCCAUCAGCCUGGAUAAAAACCGCUUGGAGUCCCAGCCAGGAAAACAAGUCGUCUUCUUUUCUAAAGCAGAUGAACUGUCAAUGUUUUUUGCGAGCCAGGGGCUUUUUGAAAGGAUGUUGAUUUGCACAGACUGAAGAUUUUCUCUUUGACUCUUUGCUACCAAAACCAGUGCCAAACACUAACUGUGCCAACCAGAAGCAAGAAAUUAUUUCACCAGUAAUUUGUUAAGCCAUUAACCUCAAUUUACAUAACAGUUAAAUUUUUUUUUAACCCUGUUUUCACUGUCCAUUAUAAUACAAUAGCAUGUCAAAUCCCCCAUGGUCGAAAGUUUGUGUUUCCAUCUCUAAGUUACAGUCAAAAACAACAAACCGCUUUUGCUUCCCAGAAUAGGGAGAACAGUGCAUUAUUGGUUAAACAUGCUUUAUGUAAGAGUGGCCGUUACGAAUGCAUUAGUCUGAGAGAGUUCGACUCCUGAUCGAUUGAUCGAUGGAUGGACAGGCUUAUGGAUGGCUGGCACAAGCCUCAUUAAACUUUCCAAAGUGAGCUGCUGCUAAUUCUGUUGAUUAGUCGUCCAUUUCACUCACUAAAGUCCGUUGAACUCUUCCUCUCCAUCAGAAGUCAUCCUGCUCUACGGACCCUGAGCAGAACUUUCAGGAGUCCCUGAUACCGAAGCCAUACGUCUCAUAGCCAUACUAACGUCAAGAUCCCUGCCAUCGCUGCAUGCAUUGGUCAUUCUAAAAAAGCAAGUGCAUGGGUAUAUUCAGGAAUAUUUUUAGAGGUCUGUGUAUUUGAUGGUGGUCCAGGGGCUUGACGUUUCGUAAUUUGCCAUAUUCACCAGCGAGCCAUUGACGCGUUUACUGUGUUGACAGUGGGACGACAUUUAAAGUUGUCCCACUACUUGAAAAGACGCUUUUUCAUACUUAGGAUAGGUCUAUUGGUACGUUUCCACGUAUUCCACAUUGACGGAUGAAUCCCGACUUGUUCAUGCCUGUUCAGUGGGCUCAACCAUGCUGUCCUGUCAGAACUGGGCCCAAGCCCCCGUUUGUUUUAUUCUGUUGGGUUGAGCUAAAUCCAGAGCAGAGACACUCACGCAAGAGGGUCCAACACACAUAGGCCCCUGACCUUUACCUAGACUUGGUCCAACUUUCCGUUUCCUCUCUUCCUAUCCCUUAACACUUCUUCCUUUCUGGCCUGACUUGUGUCAUCAAACCAGGAACUAAUAUAUUUACCUGCUGCUUGUAACACUUCGCGAGUGCCCUAACCGACCUACACUCUUUCAAAGCCUUCGUAAUGAGCCUUUGUUCCGUGGUGCCACCUUUAGAGAAAAUAUCAGCUCUUCCCCACCUCUAAACUCUAAAAAGUUAAACACUCUUUCAUUGUUCCAUCCUACCUUCAUCUUAAAUCUCAGUGGCAUCCCUCUGAAAGUCGACGUAACUCACUUUCUUUUUUCUCCAGAGAACUGACACUGUUAGCCUGAUUAUUUGGACUGCACAACAGAACCUCAAUGACCUUGAAAGGUAGUCUCGCAAGACAUUCUCAUUGACAAUAUAAGCCUAAAGCUCUGUUCAACUGAGAUUUGUUUACAAAACGAAAUCAGUUCUUGGAACUGACAAUGACAAUUGUUUACAAAUCACAUGGUGGUUGUAGUAACUGUCUCUAUAUAUUUAUGGUUGUUUAGUGAGUCAACAACUGAAGUGCCAACCAGAAUAGAGGAUAUUUAGUAAAACAGUUUACACUCGAGCAGAAAUGUUUACAUGUUGCCCGUAAGGUGAACUCAGAUUGAGUAUUGAAUGAAUUGUUAGUUCCAUAGCUCAGUUUAGUAAACAAAGCCAGCUUUUGAGAAGCUGCUGUACCCCUGUCACUUUAAGACGUUUACAUUGUUCAAAUAUACAUUUUGUUUACAAGACUUAAGUACUUGCAACAGAAGAGUCAAACAUUUUUGUUUUGUGUUUGGCAUUCGAGUCAUUUUCAUAUGCAUAAAAAGUUGAAUUAAGAGUAAGAAUUUCCUCAUAUUUAAUCUGUGCCAAAUCAAACUCGUCAGACAUUCCACCUUUCACCCAUUAAGCAUUAAACUUGUACAUAGAUUUACCUCAUUCCUGUUAAUAGUUUCCUCAGAAAUAUGUUUACAUCCUAACCAAGAGUCUCAUGCUUUUUUUCUUUAACCUGAACUUGCGCACUUGGAUGUGCUUUUUGCAUAUGAAAUUAUUUGCAUACUAGUGUAUGCACAUGUGAAAGAGAGAUUAACUUGUCUACAUGUCUUAUAUAUUGCCAUACUGACUUGCAACUUUUGAUAGGUGCCAGUUUUUUGUAGUCCUCAGAAGUCUUUUGCAAGAAGGCUUCACUUUUUUUCAUCUUUGAUAAAAGAAUAACCCGCCCCCAAUCAAGAUGCCACCAGCUGCCAUCUUGCUUUUCUUCCUGUUUGGCCCUUUGGUCUCCGCAGUGACUCUUACCUCUGAACGCUCCUCAGUGAAUGGGGGGCCGGUGCUGCUUCUGUUGCGAGGACGUGGCCGUAAGGCCCCUCCGCCUGAUGUGCAGGGCAAACAGGCCGCCGCAAUGGCGGCAGAGCCAGAGGCAGCCGAGAUCCCUCCAAGGCCCCUGCCGCAAAUUAUGCUUCCCCUCAAUGUGACAGACUAUGCCCUGAAGCCCCCGCUGGGAGCCGCACAGGUGGCACCUCCUCCUCAGCGACUGGUGGACGUGGAUGUGUGUCAGGGCUACUAUGACGUGAUGGGACAGUUUGACAAUACUUUUAACUGCACCAAGGGCACCUACGUCUACUGCUGCGGCACCUGCCACUAUCGCUUCUGCUGCGAGCACCAACGGCAACGUCUAGACCAAGACUCCUGCACUAAUUACCGCUCACCUGACUGGGCCGUCACGGCGGGACCCAUCACCCAGCCCCCGGUCCGGCACGACCCAGAUUUUGACCCGCUGCAACAACAGAGCAACAACACCGCUUACGUCAUUGGGGGAGUCAUCUCUUUCACCAUGGCCGUAGCCAUUGGGGUUAAAGUGGCCUUCCAUAAACUGUCUCGACGGCCGAGGAACAGAGACAUCAACAUGCCUAGAGCUCUGGUGGACAUUCUGCGUCACCAGUCCAGUCCGGUCCAGCAAGGAGAGAGAAACAACAGCACGGUCCUCACAACCGCCACCUCCAGCGAGGGCACCCUAGGGCGCCAGGCGAAAAACUUCUACGCUCCUGUCCUCCAGAGCAAAGACAACCGGACUGGGAAACACAGUUUUGGCCAGACUGGGUCCAGUCCUAAACACACUGCUACUAUCGAGCGAGUUCCACGCAUGAACAACACCCAGCUGGCCUCCACAGGAACACUGCUGUCCAGCAAGCACAAUAAUUCCGGUUUCCACCCCUCCUUCUCUCACUCCUUCCACAACCUGGCCCAGCUACCUCCAUCAUACGAGACGGUGAUGAAACCAGAGCUUAACCGCUACAGCUCCCUCAAGAGACUGGAGAAAAAUCUGGAUGAUUAUUCUGGGUAUUACACCUCCAAGAGAAGGCCGAACAAUGCUCCGCCCAGCUUUCACUCCUCCCAGCACCACCUACCCUGGGGUGGUGACUUCACACUGGGUGCCCGCGGUACUCUACCGCUAAACACGUCCCGCACGCGCAUUCACAUGCCAAGCACUACUUCCACCCCCAACCCCUACCCUUUACCCCAGACGCAGUACAACCCUACAUUCGACACGAUGAGCAAACCCCCUCGCCGGGUGAUGUCCCAAGACCAGCUUCUGGCGCUGGGGGAGGGGAACACUCUCUCACGCCUCUCCAAGAACCAGCAGCAUCUGUACUACAAACCAAUGACCACCAGCAAGAGCUCGAACACCCAGACUCUGCGCAAGUCUCAUGAACGCCUCCUGGUGUCCCCGGACCGCCUGGAGGAGCGAAUGAUGGGUGAUUAUGGUGGGAUGGUGCCAACCAUGUCCCGUCUCAGCCACCACCAGAAGGCGCAAUCCCAGCAGAACGUGUGUGUGACCCCUUCCCUAGACCGGCAUCACAUGAUCAAAAUGAAUUCGCACCCUACCUCUGGUCGUGAGCAAGACCAUCCUGCCAUUCCGUCCGGUCAUGGGACUGGGACUUUGGGAUGGGGGGAGAUCCACGGCUCUGGGGGAGGACCCGGAACAAUGGGGCACAACGCACGCCGGAUGGCCUUCGCCACGAAACGCCAGAACACCAUCGAACAGCUGCACUUUCUCCCUGGAGGUGGCGGAGGAGGAGGAGGUGCAGGACAGGCGUUGAGGACGGGGAGCAAGAACGAAGUGACCGUGUGAGCGCAAAAAGAAAGGAGUUGAUGGAAAGAUGAGGUGUGACUGCGCAAGCCGAAGGGAAGGAAGAUGACGGAGUGCAAAAAAGGCUGAAGACAGAAAUGGAGAAGGAAGGGGGUCAGGAAUGAUGCCCAUAUGAAGGGGUACACAGUGUAUUGCAAGAGAGAGGAGAAAGAGGGAUAUGAAACUAUAUCAUAAACUUUUCUGUAGAUCCCUAAAUUGCCAAAUUCUUAAUCAAUAGAAACCUAAAGAGGGGUUUAGGUCGCCUCUGAUCUGUGUGUAGCAUAUAGUAUUUCGAUCACACCAUUCAGGCAUGGAGAUACAAAAGCUAAUAGGUUCAUUAUUAGAAUAGGCCACGUUUUCUCUAGGUUGUACAUUCCAGCUAAUGUAAAAACCAAGUGGUUCAGAUUUGUCUGCUUUUAAUCCAAUGGCAGAGAAUUGAGUCUGAUUUUGCCAAAUUUCGGGGGUUUCAAACUAAGUGUUACUUUCAAACAAGUGUUGGGGGUGUUUCACACCUUCAUCACUAAAACAUGGAAACAUUGACAAGUAUUGGACGAGACUGGAGAGUGUCCAAUAGUACACUGAAUUACCUCAGAGAAACCGGAAUCCAGAUUCAAAUCGACUUGGGAAUUAAUGGAGUUUGCCAUCAAGUGAAGAAAGUCCUGGUAAUUCGUCAACGAGUUGAACUGGAAGGACUCGUCACGCGUUUUGUGACCUGACUCUUUAGUCUGCACUGUUAAUGUAAAGUCCAAAUGUCAUCAGCCAUAUAUUAGAGCUUAUUCAAAUGGAAAUACAACUGAGGAAAACAUUGUCAUUGGGAGACGGGUGUUAUACUGAUGAUGAGAUUUUUCUGCCUCUCAUACUGAGACUGUGAAUCAAAGUCGACAUGAAAUACUUUCUUUUUUUGCAUUGUGGAUAACAUUUAUAAUAGGCUGUCAGAUCGGGUCUUGUGAUCUGAACUAAAAAUGUUCGGAAAGCCAAUUCAGCCAUUCAAAUCUGAUAGAAGUCAUGCCUCAUUCUUGCAUGUUUGACCAAUCAGAGAACAGCUUCCUAUAUGACGGCAUCAAUUGGAGUCGUCACGGUUGUUCUGGUAUUUACAAGCGUUUAGAGCUGAGAUUUAAUCAUGAGCAUGCAGUAUGACAAAUAAGACAGAGUAGUCUUCACACUUCAUUUGCAACUCGAGCUGUUGUAUUAACGGGGGGGGAAACGGGGAAAGGGUUUGCUCAUACAGUGAACGUUUUAAUCCAAGGGCUAUUCUGAAACUCCUUCAUGUGUGUCUGUGCUUCCGUGUUCUGACGGCUUUUUAUCUUUUCCUGUGACACGGCUGUGCAGGACAUUGAGGCUACAUGCCAAUGAGUGUACAAAACAGAAAAACAGAACAAACUCUGCAAAGCUACUUUGUCACACUAGGAUGCAUUAUUAUCUAAGCGACGAGUUAGAGGAGUUAAAAGGUGUCUUGUUUAUCUAUAUUAUAUUCAAGAAAGAUGUCUUUUUAGUUAGCGAUUUCUGUGUUUUUCAGCUGUCUCCACAUCAAACGGACACUGUUGUGGUGGAAUGUCUGAGAAGGACCUGGCUGAGUGAGAUUUCUGGGCCAUAAUAUAGUAUUUUAGAUCACUCUGCAAUGUUUAAGCUUUUAUUACCUUUAACUGAAGUUAACAAUGUUUAAAAAAAAAAACGAUUUUAAAAGAUAACUGAACCCCGAAUGUUCAAAUAUGUACACUUGCCAAUUUAUGCGCAUAAGUCAUCAGUAUUCUUCAUAUUCUUGAUUAUCCUUUUAUUUACUUUUCCUCCGUGUGAAUUCAGACAUUGUUUUUUAUACCUGUUUUCUGUUUGAGUUUCUAGUGGAUUCUAACCUUUGUAACUCGACAAAAAAAAAAGCAGAUGCAAUCAUAGUGAAAAGACAAAACGCAUGAAGAUGUCAAAGCCAGUGUUGAUGAUGUCAUAUUGCUGACUUCUGAUGUCAAGGUGUGUAUGUGUCCAGUUCGUGUGUCUGUAUUUGUGUGCUUGUGUGUAUUUCAGUGUCUAUUUUGGAAUGCUUUAUCUCGCAUUUUAUCCGACUCUGUCGGAGAAUGUGCAUUUCAGAAAACCCAAAAUGUAAUUUUAUUUUUUAAGUAAGUGUCUCUUUGAAUGCAAAAACAACUAAAAUAUUAAUAAUAAUUAAGAAUAAUAAUUUUCCAUUGCUGCAUUCACCAAAGUUAUGGGAAGUAAACAACCACCAGAAUAGUUUCUGUAUUUAUUUUGAGAUUUUUUUUUUAUUAUAAUUGUUCUUUUUUUGCCAUGAUAUACAUGAAACCUGUUGUAAAUUUUCUGGGGGAAAUGCCAAAAUGCCAUGCAUAAAAUAUUUAACAGCAAAAACUUUACGUAUUGUUAUUUUUAAAUAAAAUCCUCACCAUUAGGUAAAAUGCUU
Messenger RNA from Danio rerio (zebrafish), 7612 nucleotides. The record is from RefSeq and is a predicted model, not a curated record. NCBI's taxonomy places the organism in Eukaryota, Metazoa, Chordata, Actinopteri, Cypriniformes, Danionidae.